UUGAACAUAUCUGUGUUGCUCUGUUCCCGCCCUCACACUCACUCAGUCAACAGAACGGCCACAAGGGGGCGAAAAAACAACAUUGGAGAAGAGAGACAUUCGCGGUGGCUCCUUUUUAUUCUUUGUUUUCUUCUCUUUUGUCUGCCUCAUCAUAUUUGUCUGUUAAUAAUGUCGGACUUAAUAAAAUCUGGUAAUUUAAUCGGAGAAAUAUAAUGAAAAGCAUUAAGCAGUUUCUGCAUCAUGAUUUAAUGCUGCAAUUCUUCUGGUGUGCUCGUCUUGGCCACCAGGAGGCAGUACAGUAAAAUACAGUUCAGUCGGAGACCAGUCGUACUUCUUCUACUUCUACCGCAAGCGAAAACAAUGUCUGUGGUUAUUGUUAUAGCUGUCUACAACUGCGACGAGCAAUGCUAGCUUUUGCCUUUGUUUGAAAUACAUAAAGUGCAAGUCUUUUAAUUUACUUAGUUUCAAAGGUUGCCAUUCACAAUAAAAUUGAAAUACGACCAUUAAUUAAUUCACUGCAGAUGAAGCAAAUGCCCAAAAAUACUAUUUAAUCACUGCUGUGUACGCGCGUGUGCUGCCGCCUGCUGGAUAAAUGUGAACCUGCCCCACGUGUCUCCAUCCGAGCGUCACGUGCACUGCAGCAGCGCGUCACGUGAUUCUCAACGCGCACGCUCCUCGUGCUCAUAAACCGUCCUGCGAGGGGACGCGCACGCAGACGCAGGUGUUGGCGCGGCGAAGGCAUUGCGCAUGUUCAGUGGCGCACGGCCGGCCGGCCGGCACAGGGAGGGGCGGGGCUGCGGGCGUUGUGUUCUCUUCUCCCACCUGACGUCAAGUGCACGCGCACGCGCAAAAUCCGCGAGGAGGACGAACCAGAUGCGGCGGUCCGGUCGCCGUCGCUGUGCGCGGGCGCCACGAGAUGCCAACACCGUCGCGAUGGUCGUCAACAUGGAUGCGUACGUGCGAGUUUCCGUCCUGUGCUGACUAGGGGUGCUUGUUGAACGGAUACUCCCCCCCCACACACACACACACGAAGCAUCUCAAUAACUUCCCACAAGGACGCAAGCGGGGGAGGCGAUGUCCCAAUCCGGGAAGGUCGUCCACCUGUAUGUGGAAGUCAGGUCUGCUUCCGAUCCUAGUGUCGGGGGGAAGACAUUUGGAGAACACAAACAUGGUUCUCCUCUGAAACACUCAGGACUUAAGGACAAUACUCGGGACCUCCUGUCCCAGCUCGCCAGCCGGACCCCCACCAGGUGUCAGACCCCCAGUCCUAAACUACUCCACCAAUCUCCUCCAGUUUCUGGAAGGUCUCACCUCAAUCAAGCCUUCAGUUCUCCCGGGGCAUUCAAGCGCUGGAGUCUACCAUGUGACAUGAAGACCUCCAGCAAGGCCUGCUCCGACAACAAAGAGGGGAUUGAUGGGAAGCGGUCUGUGGUCUCCUUCAGUUACGUGCAGAAGUCCAACGUGAAGACUUUAAGCAGUCCAGGGAACAGUCAGGAAAGAGGCACCCGGGUUCACAAAACAGUUUGUGACCCUUUUUGGUAUGAUUCUUCAUGCGGUCCUAAAUUGACAUUUCAACCUUCGGGUUUCCCACCCGCUCUGGACCCCGUUGGCAGGGCUGCAACUCGAAGGGCUUUGGAGCACUUUGGAUCCCCGCUAUUGAGUAUCAAAGUGGCGCAUGGACUGGAGCGCUCAACGUGGUCUUAUACCCAUCAUCCAGCCCGUUGUCAGUCCUGGUCCGGUUCUCCAGUCCUGCACCACAACAAAAAACACAGGACAUGUGGGUGGCCUUGGACUCCGGUGUCAGACCAGCAGUCCUCACAGUCCCAAAGUCCCCUUUUUCACUCCCAAAGACCCGCUGACUUGGCAGAUGACGUCAUGGGAGGCUUAAACCAGUUGAGUGGCAAUUCUAAACGUUCAGCCGCCCCCUGGGUUCAUCCCAAAGAAUCCAGACCCGCUUCUCCACAUCAAAGCCACAAGAUGAACAUCCCCGUCCACAUGUCGGCUGCAAACCAGGGUGGGCGACCCCUCCACCAGUCCAACCAGCUCCUGAGCUGGGCUCCUGAUUCACCUUCCCCUCCUCCGCGCGUCCACCGCCCUUCUCACCCCCCUACCGAGCUCGGCUCCCCCAUCAGGGACCCCGGAGUGUCCCUGGGUAAUCUCCGACCACCUGACAGUCUCACCCUGCAUCGAUGUCAGACACCCCAGUACACCAGCGCCAACCGGAGGGGCUCAGGAUGCAGAGAGAGAGGAGAUCAUUCAUGGUUGACCUCCAAACCCUUAGUCAGUCAGAUGAUUGAAGAGGCACCGGAUAAGGGGCGGAGUAGCAGUCCUUUCCCAGUCCCGGACCGCGACCAUGCUCGCGAUGGGUCCGGCCAGCAUGGAUCUCUCAGCCCAACAGCGCAACAGAAGCGAGCUGAGCAAAAAAGGAGAGAGCGCCUCCUACUGGGUCCUGUGGUCCUAGACUCCCCGGAUGCGGACUGUGACUACCCUUUGGAUGCCAUGGGAGGUUCCUCACCGGGGUCCAGCGGAGUCACGGGCAGUUUAGGGGAGCGGGAGUGCUUGUCACCCGAGUCCCUUCAGUCCGGCCACCAGGGAAAUGAGACCGGAGCCUCGACCUCUGGAAUACAGACGGACAGCGCAGCGCCUUUCCUGUCGCUACACUGUCAGAAGAUCGCUCGGGCCAAGUGGGAGUUUCUCUUCGGACCCGAAGAGGGCGCCGGCAGCGGGCCCGCAAACUUUGUGGAAGCUUCCACAGCACCCCCUAGUGGAAACUCCAGCGAGUCCCCCACCCCAACCCCUCCCUCUUCACUGCCGCUGCUUGCCGCCAGUCAACAUGUUCGACACAUGGAGGUGGAAUUGGUGACCCCGCCCCCCGCCGCCGCCCAUGUCGGGUGGUCCCCCGAAACGGGCGUCAUCCGCCGCACCCUCAAGUACUCGGAGACGGACCUGGACGCCGUCCCGCUGCGCUGCUACCGUGAGACGGACAUGGACGAGGUGCUGAUGGGUGGGCAGGUGGACAAGGACUCUGCGUUUGGGAGUAACAGAAGUGUCCACGGGGAGGAUCCUCAGGGCUCAGGCCUAAGCCCGGACGGUUUGGCUUUGGGGUCUUAUACGGGAAGGGCUGAGGAAGAGGGGAGUCGAGAAGGAGAGCAGGUGGAGGAAGAGGAAGAGGAAGAGGUGGUGAGCUGGGCUAGUGUGAGGAUGCAAGGGGAUGACAGGAAACAACAAGACGCAGCGCAGGAACUGGAACAAGGUUUCCCAUGCAUGAAGAGGGCGUCGGAGUGUUUCCUGGACGCCCGUCAGCCGGCUCUCAAGUCGCCCGUCCGGCUGCAGCAUCGUCACCUGGCCACCGAGGACGCCUUCAGCCGCCAUUUUGAGAGCAUCGUGGAGUCAGCGCGAGCCAAGGGGACGUCCUUCCAAAGUCUGGACGGCCUCGACCUCGCGCCCGACUCGGACGCCACGCGGGCGCCGUCCAGCGAGAGGCUGAGCGGCGGCUCGUCGAGGGAGGAGGCGGUCCAGCGGCGCGUGGCCAAGUGGCGGCGAGACGACGGCGCCGAGCGCACGGCGCGACACCUUUACCACUCGGACGCGACGCAGCAGCUGAGCAGGAACCUCCUGCUGGCAGACGAGUACCUUCGACUCUUUGACUUCUCGCAUCUACCCCUGGACCAAGCUCUCAGGGAGUUCCUGAAGCAGGUGGCGCUGUCGGGGCAGAGUCAAGAGCGAGAGAGGCUGCUGCGGCAUUUUUCCCGCCGUUAUUUGCUGUGCAACCCGACUGGUUUUAGCUCGGAGGAUGCCGUCCACACGCUGACGCGCGCGCUCACGUCCCUCAGCGCGGACCUGCACGGCCCGGAUGUUGGCGCCAAGAUGUCUUGCGUGCAAUUUGUCCACGACUUGGACGGACUCAAUGAUGGACGAGCCUUCCCCAAACCUCUGCUCAAAGCGCUUUAUAACUCCAUCAAAACACAGAAGCUGCAGUGGACCCUCGAUGAGGAGGAACUGAGGAAGUCCUUCUCGGAACUCGGGGACAGCCUGUGCGACUCGUCGAGAUCGGCCAAGGGCAGUGGCGGCGGCGGCGGCGGCGGCGGCGGCGGCGGCGGCGGGGGCAGCGAUGACGGGACCUUGUCGGCGGAUGAGACGCCGCCCUGUAGGACGCCGCUGUACAAGAACGGCUUCCUGGUGCGCAAAGUGCACGCCGACUCGGACGGGAAGAGAACACCGAGAGGCAAGCGAGGCUGGAAGACCUUCUACGCCAUCUUGAAGGGGCUCAUCCUCUACCUGCAGAAAGGCGAGUACCGCGCCGACAAGCCGCUGACGGACGACGACCUGAAGAACGCCGUCUCCAUCCAUCACUCGCUCGCCACCAAAGCGGCCGACUACAGCAAACGUGCAAACGUCUUCUACCUGCGGACUGCAGACUGGAGGCUCUUCCUCUUCCAGGCGCCAAACGCCGAGCAGAUGCAGUCGUGGAUCACCAGCAUCAACACGGUGGCGGCCACAUUCUCGGCUCCGCCCUUCCCGCCCGCCGUCGGGUCCCAGAAGAAGUUCAGCAGGCCUCUGUUGCCGGGCAACGUGUCCAAACAAUCCGAGGAGGAGCAAGCGCGUUCCCAUGAGGCCCGUUUGCGGGCCGUAUCUUCGGAGCUGGCCGAGCUGCUUUCUUGCCCGCCCCAAAACAAACUCAAAGGCAGACAGCUAGACCAGUACCAGCAGAGGGACCAGUAUCUCCACUUUGAGAAAACGCGCUACGAGACGUACGUGGCCCUGCUGCGGGCCAAGAUGGAGGGCGGCGGCGGCGGCGACCGCCCCAGCAGCGAGGCCGAGCUGGAGGAGGAUGAGGGCGCUCUGCAGAGGGAGCACUCCAGCCCCACCCUGCACGACGGCAGCCAGGCCAGCGGAACCCGAGCGGGCGGCAAAGCUCGGCAGGAGGUCCAAAGGCACAGCUACAGGCAAGCCGUGAAGAAGUGAGGACGGUCUCGACGCCCGCCGCUGGGCUUUUUCUUUGCUUUGGAGCGGGCGCUAGCCUCUCGCCCGCUAUACGCCCUGCCGCUUACUCAGGCCAGCCGGCUUGCCCGCUACUCGGGUGGAUGGGCGGGGACAAUGGCGCCCAAAACGGCGUGCAAAAUGGCACCCAGUCAGAACAGGAAAGUGCCCCGCCAGCAUCGCGUAAACACCUUCCACUUGCCUCGUCUUUCCUUUUUCCUUCUUUUCCGUCUUGUCCUUUUUCCCUACCUUCCUUUCAGCUUUUCCUCCAUCUUGUCUCAUCACUUCCUGCAUGGUGACGAGAGAGCGCAUUGACACUUUUCUCUUUUCUUCAUCUUGCCUUCUUCUCUCUCCUAUCUUGCUCCAUCUGUUGUCCUUCGUGGCCACCAGUUGGACUCAGGCGCUGUGCAUUCACUCACCAGACGGAUCUGGAAUGUUCUUUCAGCUUCUCCCACGCGCCACAUUUGACUGCAGGACGCGCGUGGUCAAAGGCCGAAGCCAACCUUGAACGGUGAACAUGGGCCGGAGGUUCAAAAGUGUCACUCAUCUCCCAGACGGGCUGUUUGUUGGUUGGCGGAAGGACGGCUCAUAGAGCCCCGCCCCCUCGCAUACGUCAUCUGGGGGACACUUCAACUCUUCUUCACCUUCAAUCAAUUGCAUUUAUUUUAGUGUGUGCAUCUUUGCUUUUCUAUGCGGGUGUGUGUAUGUGUGUCUGUCUGUGUCAUGUGUUUUUUGAAGAUAUGCUGUGGAUGUGCACGUACGUUUAUGGGGGUGGGGGGAUAUCAUUCAAGAUUGAGCUCAAAGGACAGGUGAAGCCCCACCCCCACGUUCGCAACUGACUAGAGGUGGAGGCAGAGGCUAGUUACCAUGGUAACCAAAGUGUCCGCGUUGUGCUUGGCGCGAGCUGGUGGUCGCCCUGACAACAUUUCCCCCCCUCCCCCCCUAUAUUGUUUACGGGAUAAUUGUAAAUAAUUAAGCAUGUUUAUUCUUCUUGAUUUGGGCUUUCGGACUAAUUCAGGUCACUGUCCGUCUUUCUGCUCCGUUGUGAACAUUUUCAUCUGGUUGAAUAAAAACGUUUCUUUGUUCUUCACCGGAAGGAGAAGUGUACGCAAGUGUGUUGCAUUCACUUGAGGAAAAAAAUCUUUUACAUUUUUUAAAAUAUAUUUUUAUUUCAUUUUUUUGGGGGGGGGAAUUUAAAUUUUAAGGAAAAAAGAUCACAAAAAUGUUUUAAAAAACGCAUUAUUGAACAUUUAUAUAUAUGACUCAGAAAAAAAGGUGAAUACUAUGUGCUUCUGUAAGAUCAUGUUGGUUUACGGGUUCUCAAUAAAAGAAUUAAUGCCUC
Molecule: messenger RNA, 6322 nt
Organism: Hippocampus zosterae (dwarf seahorse)
Lineage: Eukaryota; Metazoa; Chordata; Actinopteri; Syngnathiformes; Syngnathidae
Product: PH and SEC7 domain-containing protein 1-like
Exons: 17
Coding region: 1075-4965 (1296 amino acids)
Biological process (GO): regulation of ARF protein signal transduction
Molecular function (GO): guanyl-nucleotide exchange factor activity; phospholipid binding; protein binding
Source: RefSeq, a predicted model, not a curated record